GCCAACCCAGCCGCCAUCAGAUGACAAGUUUUCGGGGAAGAGUCGUAUUUAUGACUGGUGUGUAGCAGCUAAGAACUCUCUGACCUCCACCAAAGCAUCUAAUGGAUUUGAACAAGUUUCUAGCCAGACUGUCAGUGUGUCAAGCUCCAGCGAAAACAACAUGGCCAAGAUGAAAUAUCAGCAGCAGAAGAAAAAGAAAGAGCGGCCAUUUUGGUGGGACGAAGAUCAGAGUGACAGUGACGCCUAUUGGGACGAGUGCUUCUCUGAAACCGCGCCUUUUUCAAACGGACCAGUGGGAAAGCAGAACAGGACGGACAUUGCCAUGAAUCUAUGAGAAAGAGAAACUGUACCCCAGUGGCAGGCUUAAAUCCACGGACAGCCGUUUCCGAAAACAGCACCGUCACUAGCCUUGAGUCAGACGAACAGAGGUCGCUUUUCAAAGAUGAGAGUCUCUUCACCAAACAGAACACCGGACCUAACGCCUGCAGAAAUAAUAACAUGGGGGAAAAGGACAGCAGUCAUCAAACCUUGUUGAAGGACGACAAGAGCAGUUCCAGGAAUGUCCUUGAGCAAAGUCCCUCUACCGAAACCAAAACAACCGAUAAGGAUGAUGCGGUUCUGAUGUCGACUCUGUUUAAAGAGAGCCGAGUCAAUUCAAAAGAUCAGAUCUUCAAGCGUGAGUGGCCACCAAAGGAACCAGCAAGACAGAAUAGUCCCGCCCUUGGCGGCUCGAGUCGAGAGCAACUUGUGACAGCUCGAAACCGUACCUGGUUGGACAGGCAACCCUCCAUCAGUCCAGUCGAUUUCAACGACAGUUUUUGGGAUCAGUAAAAAAGCCUUUAACCAAGGAUAACUUUACGACAGUAAA
Messenger RNA from Liolophura sinensis, 868 nucleotides. RefSeq lists its product as uncharacterized. The record is from RefSeq and is a predicted model, not a curated record. NCBI's taxonomy places the organism in Eukaryota, Metazoa, Mollusca, Polyplacophora, Chitonida, Chitonidae. Bases 331 to 831 code for a protein of 166 amino acids. The transcript is spliced from 2 exons.